Ophidiomyces ophidiicola is the source of this 2838-nucleotide messenger RNA. RefSeq lists its product as uncharacterized. Gene Ontology annotation, molecular function: calcium-activated cation channel activity. The record is from RefSeq and is a predicted model, not a curated record. The coding region runs from base 1 to 2838 and encodes 945 amino acids. Gene Ontology annotation, cellular component: plasma membrane. Lineage: Eukaryota; Fungi; Ascomycota; Eurotiomycetes; Onygenales; Onygenaceae. The transcript is spliced from 2 exons.
AUGGAAAAUUUAGUUUUGCGACAGACAUCGUCGACAGACAGAUUUUUAAAGUUGCUUGAAGACCCCUUUCAGUCGGCGUUCCAAGAACGUGCUUUCUGGGCAUCUUUAGGAACGUCGUUAGGCACCACGCUUGGCCUAGCCCUUCUUUUCUGCCUCUUUCGACCCCGAAAUUCAGUAGUGUAUGCGCCCAAGCUGAAGCAUGCGGACCGAAGACAUGCACCGCCUCCCCUGGGGAAAGGGAUAUUUGCGUGGAUUACGCCCAUUAUAAAAACAAAAGAAGCUGAAUUGGUAGACAAGAUUGGCCUGGAUGCCACGGUAUUUUUGCGAUUCACCCGCAUGUGUCGAAAUAUGUUUCUUGUGUUGAGCCUCGUGGGUUGCGCGAUUAUGAUUCCGGUAAACGUUACUGGGAGCGAACGUUCCAUUUCGAAAACUGCCAGUAUAUUCUCGACGAUGACCCCGAUGUAUGUCUUCAGCUACAAGGCACUGUGGACGCAUAUCGCCCUUGCUUGGAUUUUUGAUGCUAUCGUGGCUUUUUUCCUAUGGCACAACUACAGAGCCAUGGGCAGGUUGAGAAGAGCGUACUUCCAAGGCCCCGAUUUCCAACAAAGUCUGCAUGCUCGAACUAUCAUGGUGACGCAUAUUCCAUCGUCGUAUAGAACGGACGAGGGGCUAUUACGACUGACAGACGAAGUGAACCCAAACGUCUCUAUACCCCGUGCAUCAAUCGGUAGAAAUGUGAAGGAGCUUCCGAAAUUGAUACGGGAGCAUGAAGUGGUGGUCCAGGAGCUAGAGGAGGUCUUGGCUAAGUAUUUUAAACACCCGGAUCGCCUUCCAGCCAAACGACCCACCUGCCGACCAAAGAAGGAAUUCAGAGGUGAAAAUUCGCCGGAAAAGGUCGAUGCAAUCGACUAUUAUACGGUCCGUAUUCGAACACUGGAGGCUGAGAUUAAACAUGUUCGGGAGUCUAUUGACAAGCGCAACGCCAUGCCGUACGGCUUUGCCAGCUGGGACUCCAUUGAAAAUGCCCAUAUGGUGGCAUAUGCGGCGCGAAACAAACACCCACAAGGCACAGAUAUUACCCUUGCUCCACGACCCAAUGAUAUCAUUUGGGACAACCUGGCUUUAAGUAAAGCUGAUCUCCGGAGAAGACGAGCCGUCAAUAUUCUCUGGAACACACUUCUCACAGUGAUAUGGAUCGCGCCCAAUGCCAUGAUUGCUAUUUUCUUGACCAAUUUAGCACAUCUGGGGUCCGUCUGGAAAGGUUUCCAGACGUCUCUAAAUGCACACCCCAAAGUGUGGUCUGCCAUUCAAGGUAUUGCGUCGCCUGCCAUCACCUCGUUGGUAUAUCUCGUCCUCCCUAUCAUUUUCCGCCGUCUGGCAAUACGCGCUGGAAAAUCAACAAAAUCUUCUCGAGAACGCCACGUUCUUCACAGUCUCUACGCAUUCUUCGUAUUCAACAAUUUGAUUGUCUUCUCAGUGUUUUCUGCCAUUUGGGGCUUCAUUUCCACUGUGAUUAUGGAAACCAACAAUAAGAAGAGCGCCUGGGAAGCAAUCACUGCUGGCGGAUUUUACGUAAGGAUCAUGAUAGCACUGUGCAGAGUUUCCCCGUUUUGGGUAACCUGGUUGCUCCAGAGAAAUUUGGGUGCUGCAGUUGAUCUUAUGCAACUCAUCAACAUGGUCUGGACCUUUUUUGCCCGUAAGUUCUUGAGUCCUACCCCAAGGAAGGCUAUUGAGUGGACCGCGCCGCCACCAUUCGACUACGCUAGUUAUUUUAAUUACUUUUUGUUCUACGCAACAAUUGCGUUCUGCUUUGCAUCACUGCAGCCCAUUAUACUUCCUGUCACUGCCCUCUAUUUUGCAGUAGACUCGUGGCUGAAAAAGUACCUUUUGUUAUACGUCUUUAUUACCAAAACGGAGUCCGGAGGCCGAUUUUGGCGCGUCGUUUUCAACCGUUUGAUAUUUGCCCUUAUUCUCGCCAACUUCAUUGUCGGACUGGUCGUGAAGGCUAGAGGCACUUGGAUGAUGAUCUUUGCUCUCGUGCCUCUUCCUUUCUUGUUGAUAGCGUUCAAGUGGUACUGCAAGAAGACUUUCGAUGACGAACUGUUGUAUUACCAUCGAGCUCUCCCUACGGACCCGGAGUCCAGUGAAAAUGGCAAGGGAGGCAAAAGAGCUGAGGAGCGUUUGAGCUCGAGAUUUGGGCAUCCAGCUUUGUAUAAACCUCUAACGACGCCCAUGGUUCAUGCCAAAGCAGCAGAUGCUCUUGAAAAAUUGUUCCAAGGCCGUCAGUCUGCCAACGUCGGUGCAAGUGAUUAUUCCGAUAUCGCGUUGCAUAGGAUGUCCCCCACAGAUCCCGGGAAAUCUUCCGAGAGAAAUGACGCUCCGUUCGAAGUUGUUGCCGAGAACCAGCUUGAUUUCUCCUACUUCAAAGACAGACCGGAUUUCCGUGAAGAGUUUGGAGGAGGCAUCUACGGCCGCCCCGAUGAUUUGAUUUCUGAACGCUCCCACACGCCAAUGACUCUGCUGGCUGGUGCUGGGUCUCCUGGUUACUCUCGAUCUGGCUCGCCAGCACCUUCGCAGCGCUCGGUGACUUUCAAUGGCCCUCAUGGACGAUACCCGAAUAUUUCGGACCAUCCAGCAUUUCAGUCAUCGGACUCUAAGCCCUACACGUUUUACAAGCAGUCUAACGAGAGCGAACGGAACCUAUUAAACAAUCCUCAAGCUCCACCGCUGCGAUCCUCAACCGACGUCGCCUCUGUGGAUAGAUGGCAGGCGGACGCACCAACCGGCUAUUCUACACACCGUACUGCAUCUCCGUACGAACCAUUUCGACCUCGCUAG